This is a messenger RNA of Colletotrichum navitas, 1149 nucleotides long. Its product is annotated as replication factor C. Gene Ontology annotation, molecular function: ATP binding; DNA binding; ATP hydrolysis activity. The transcript has 4 exons. Gene Ontology annotation, biological process: DNA-templated DNA replication; DNA repair. NCBI's taxonomy places the organism in Eukaryota, Fungi, Ascomycota, Sordariomycetes, Glomerellales, Glomerellaceae. Bases 1 to 1149 code for a protein of 382 amino acids. The record is from RefSeq and is a predicted model, not a curated record. Gene Ontology annotation, cellular component: nucleus; DNA replication factor C complex.
AUGGCGAGUUGGUUCGACCUCAAGGCCCGGAAGGCGGCUGCUGCGAACGGGACGUCGGCCCAGAAACAAGAGAAAUCUGCGCAGCCACCGAGGGCACAGCCCUGGGUUGAAAAAUAUCGCCCAAAAACCCUCAGCGAUGUCACGGCACAAGACCACACCGUCACCGUUUUGCAGAGAACGCUGCAAGCCUCCAACCUCCCUCACAUGCUCUUCUACGGCCCGCCCGGUACGGGAAAGACAUCGACAGUUCUGGCCCUAGCUAAAGAGCUCUACGGUCCUGAUAUGAUCAAGUCGCGAGUGCUCGAACUAAAUGCUUCCGACGAGCGUGGAAUCUCCAUCGUUCGAGAGAAGGUAAAGGACUUUGCUCGCAUGCAAUUGACGAACCCGACGAACGAAUACAAGAAGAGAUAUCCUUGCCCGCCCUUCAAGAUCAUCAUCCUCGACGAGGCCGAUUCGAUGACACAGGACGCUCAGAGCGCCCUCCGUCGGACCAUGGAGACAUAUAGCAAGAUCACGCGAUUUUGCCUAAUCUGCAACUAUGUCACGCGCAUCAUUGACCCUCUUGCUAGUCGUUGCAGCAAGUUUCGCUUCAAGAGCUUAGACCAAGGUAACGCCAAGAAGCGACUUCGGGAUAUUGCCGAGAACGAAGGGGUGCAGCUGGAGGAUGGCGCCGUGGAUGCGCUCAUCAAGUGCAGCGAGGGUGAUUUACGCAAGGCCAUCACAUACCUGCAGAGUGCAGCGCGGCUGGUGGGUGCUGGAGACAAGGACACUGGGGAUGAUGCCAUGGAUGUCGACAAGAAACCUGUCACUGUUAAGAUCGUUGAGGAUAUUGCUGGAGUCAUCCCCGAAAACACAAUUGACGAGCUCGUCAGUGCCAUACGUCCACAGGGCACCAUAGACACAUACCAGACUGUGGCAAAGGUGGUUGAAGAUAUGGUUGCUGAUGGCUGGAGCGCCGGGCAAGUCGUUACGCAGCUCUACCAAUCCAUCGUUUUCGACGAGACAAUUCCAGAUGUUCAGAAGAAUAAGAUCGUUCUUAUCUUCUCCGAAGUUGAUAAGAGACUCGUCGAUGGUGCGGAUGAGCACUUGACCAUCCUUGACCUUGCCUUGAGGAUAUCAGGGGUUAUGAGUGGACGAGGCAACAACUAG